UACCGAACACAUUGUAAUGUAGAGGAGGGGAGGAGGCUAGAAAAGGGUUAACAAUCCGUGGGAUUCCAAAAUCGAAAGCAACAAUUUUGGGUAAAAGCAUCAUUCACUUCUCCUCCGGUGAAUACGAUGGAUAAUUCUGCCGCAGCGACGCCGGUGUCGCAGCCAUCACCGUUUUCCACCCAAUUUCAACAAUCACAUUCUCAGGUAUCGAUAACUGCCGCCAAUCUCCGGACGUUCUCCGACUCCCUCUCCGCUUUCCAACAAUGCUUCAAUGAUCUACAACGACACAUUGAUUCAAUACAAACUUCAAUCAACUCUAUGCUGCUACCCCCUCAACCUUUACCCACCUCAUCAUCAUCACCAACAGUUGCAACCCCAGCCCCAGCCCCGGAGCCAGAAUCAUCUUGGGAAUCUGACCCCUCUGAAGAUCUAGAAGAAGAAGAAGAAGUCAAGCAAGAGGAAAAGGAAGUGGAGGGAGAGGGAGAGGGGGCAGGCGAAGGUGAAGGUGAAGGCGAAGACGAAGGAGAGGAAGUGAAAUCUCCUCGUUCAGAACUAAAAUCUCCUCGUUCAGAACUGAAAUCGCCUCGUUCAGAGUUGGAAAUUUUCUGCGAAACGAUGGACCAUCAUGGUCUGCGGAAGUAUAUGAUAACACAUAUCUCAAAUUUUCGUGGACUGCGUGAAGAAGCCUCCAAGGCAUUGAGACUUUCGCCCAGUCCUGCAAGCGUUGUAUUUAAAUGUAUCGGCAAGUUUUAUGUUACAGUGGGCAAGAAGUAUGCAAAUGAAUCACCUUUGAGCCGGGGAAGGAAGGCUAACGUAUUGCUUUUGGAGUGCUUCUUGUUAAUGAUAGGAAUCGACAAUAAGGGAGUUGAGAUUGAGCAAUGGGUGAAGGAAGCGGCAGAGCAAACAGCUUUAGCAUGGUUGGAGAGGAUGGAUUCUGAAGGAGUAAAGCCUCAAGAAAUUGAUGCCCGGGGUUUGCUCUACUUUAUUGGGGGUUUCGGGAUUCCAGAUAAAUUUACAAAUGCUAAUAUCAGAAAUUUGCUUCAGGUAAGUAACCUCAAGUGGGCUUCUGAUGCACUUAAAAGAUCAAAUGUUCUCAUGGCAAAGUUUCCAGAAAUAAUAGAGGAAAUGGUGGCGAACAAGGCAGUAGUUAAAGCUAUUCAUAUUGUCUAUAGUGUUGGAAUGCAGGACAAAUUUAACCCUAGGACACUUUUGACAACAUUUAUAAGAGAGUCUAAAAAAUCAUUUGACAACAUGAAUGGAUCACUAAGUGCACAUCAAGGGAAUAUUGGAGUAAAAGGGAAGUACUUAUCUGAUCUGAAAUCGAUUCUCAAAUGUUUGAGAUAUCACGAGAUUGAUCCUUCAAAAGUUCUUCCCGGAUGGGAAUUCAGUAGGAGAAUAAUGAGCUUGGAGAGAGAAAUUACUGAAUUCAAUAAGCAGAUAGCUGAUAAGAAGAUGGCACCGCAAAAUGCUGGAUCACGUAAGAGAAAAAAUGAUGGAACUGUGUGGUUGAGCAACAAAGAAGUGAAACACUCACAUUUUUCAAAUCCAUGGCUGCCACAACAUCAAAGAGUUGUUAGUAAUGUCAUUAGCAACAACAACUUGUUUGAAGGAGGUGGAACUUCUGGCCACGAUUAUGGUUAUUUUAUGCCCCCUUUGGUAUUGCAUGGACCUGUUGCAGGCUCAAUACAUGAAAAUGUUGGUUAUCCACUGGCAGGACCUGUGAGAGAUGUGGCCAUUGGUGGAACUGGGGCAGGUAUAUCAGCAAGUGCUAAUAGUAUUCAUGCAGGCAUGGAUGUUGUCCCUCAAGGAGUUUCACAUGCUGGAGGUCAUCUAGGGAAUCGAGUUGAUAGUAUACCCGGGCAAAUAGGAAGUCAUGCUGGUCAAUUAUAUGGAUCCGCUUAUAGGCCAUCAACCUACUUGCAAGUCCCAAACACCAUAGCCGGUGAUUCUUAUAGGCCUGCACCAUUCAUGGAAAGCUCAAAGGGCUUGCCAAACACCAUACCUGGUGAUUCUAAUAGGACACCGCCGUACUUGGAAGUCUCUCCGGGGUUGUCAAACACCAUACCUAGUAAUGCUUAUAGGCCUGUACCAUACAUGGAAAGCUCUAAGGGUUUGCCAAACAACAUACCUGGUGAUGCUAAUAGGCCACCACCAUCACUGGAAGGCUCUAUGGAGUUGCAGAACACCAUACAUGGUGAUGCUUUUAGGACACCACCAUAUUUGGAAGGCUCUACGGGGUUGCCAAAUGCUAUACCUCCACCAUAUCAGUUUCCUAAUACUGUUCCAGCAACUGAACUAAACCAAAGCAGUGGCUCACAGGCAGUUGAUGCUCAUCCUUCGUCCUCCUUGUACCAGCAGAGAUAGUUUUGAGAAAGUCAUCUCCUGGUAAUUCAUGUAUGAUGAUCGGAAACAUGUUUUCAUAGAAGGGGACCACAUACUCAACAUCUUUUCCUUCUAUAAGCUUACGGGAUGAGAGGAUGGAGUGUUGGAUAUCUAAGUAUGCUCAUUCUCAUCCUAUUUUCUUCUGAUUGGAGAGAGUAAAUUGUUUAGACCAGCAUGGCAAUGUUCUUUUCAAGAUUGGAUAGAUAUAUACACUUCAUACCCGAUGACUCCCAAUCUUGAGUUGUCCAGAGAUCCUUUUAUAUAGAAAUUGCAGUUGGGUGAGACAGAGGUAAAUUUGAUUAAUUACCAGCUCAGCUUAGGGCAAGAUAGUCUGGUGGCUUUGUGAAACUAUUGGUCGUCCUACAUGUCAAAAAACUGUAUUCGUGCCAACAGAAUAGCUACUCCAUUUAACUCGCUUUGUGAAUUCCCAAUCUAGCAUCUAACUCGAUUUCAACGAGAGACGGUUUGUUGCUGGGGAAAGACUGUUGAGGUACAAUGGGCAUGGUUAUGAGAUUGAUUGUGUCCAUCAGAAAAAAUCCUUAUUCUUAGGUGAGAAGUCCUGAAUAUCCAAACUAAAGCCCCAAUCCUUCAUCUCUAAACAUAGAAACUUUCUUAUAGUAGCUGCUUUUCUUUGCACUACUUAAGGAAGUUUAAGGUUGUAGGAUGCUGCUUGAUUUGAGCUUCAGUUCAUCAUUCCAUUCAUACAUUUGUGGAUAACUCCUUGUCUCUAUUAUACCACUUCAGUUUCCUCUGUUCUCUUUCUCUAUAAUUAGAUAAAGUUGGGAUUUUCUUAAGAAUUUUUCUGUUAUUUGUAAUUUUGUCAGAAAAAACUUAACUCACUUUUGUCGAUCUAACUUCCAGCUGAGUGGUUUGUUCAUGAUCCAACAAAGGUAGGAUUAUCCUUCAAUUUUCUCUUUUUUCUUCUAUAGACUGUGGUGCAUGCAUUUCCUUCUUACUCUUUUUAUUUGGGGUGAGAAUUGGAAUUUGUUAUAACUUAUGAAGCUGUCUCAAAAUUAUACUUGGUUGAUAAAAAGAAAAACCUGUCCAGAAUUGCGAUUCCAUCAAGAAUGUCAAACAUUUGUGUCUACUGUGUUAUCGUAAAAUUUAUGAUAGUAAAUUUCUUAAAACAUUCAGUUGGUUGGCGUCUAACUUGAAAGCACUGAAUCAGAGAAUACUAUAAGCCAACAGGUACGAAUCCACUGUACGUGAAAGCUGAAAUUUCUUAUAUGUAAGGAGUUGUCUUUGUCCAGUCUAUGAAAACAGUUACGGGUUCUUAGUAGUGCCGAAAGUAAAAAAGACAUUUUGUUUGUGGUGAACAUGUUGCCAUUGUUAUUGUAAACAACUUUCACUUCAAAAAUGAAAAUUUUAAACUCAAGAAAUUUCAGUUAGAGAUGUAAAACUCGACUACCAGGUAUGACACCUUAAGUUUCUCUUGACCUCUGAAUGUUCUGUAAUACUUGCCUUAGAUUUGGUAACAUAAGUUUGCUUAAUUAGUUUUCAGAUUAAACAUUGAUGCUCUCUGUCUUCACUA
Messenger RNA from Solanum dulcamara, 3913 nucleotides. RefSeq names its product protein FRIGIDA-like. The record is from RefSeq and is a predicted model, not a curated record. The transcript has 3 exons. NCBI's taxonomy places the organism in Eukaryota, Viridiplantae, Streptophyta, Magnoliopsida, Solanales, Solanaceae. The coding region runs from base 127 to 2364 and encodes 745 amino acids.